This is a messenger RNA of Nycticebus coucang (slow loris), 5287 nucleotides long. It is a transcript of the gene MMP15, whose product is annotated as matrix metallopeptidase 15. The transcript is spliced from 11 exons. Lineage: Eukaryota; Metazoa; Chordata; Mammalia; Primates; Lorisidae. Gene Ontology annotation, biological process: proteolysis; collagen catabolic process; extracellular matrix organization. Gene Ontology annotation, molecular function: zinc ion binding; metalloendopeptidase activity. The coding region runs from base 1587 to 3404 and encodes 605 amino acids. The record is from RefSeq and is a predicted model, not a curated record. Gene Ontology annotation, cellular component: extracellular matrix.
AGGGCGACCUAGCAGGCUGCUCCUUCCAGCUCUGCAGCGCACCUCUUUCCAAAUCCUGGAGGGCCCAGGGCUCGGACCCGUUCUCUACGCCUACAGCCCUGCCCUGGGCACUGACCCGCCUCAGCCUGUGUCCUCGGAGCCACUAUCGCCGCUUCCAGCUUUGCCUCCCCUCCUUUCUUCCCUUCCGGCAGUUUAUUCCUCGAGAGCCCGGCUGGCGCGCCGUGGCGCUCUUUGCGAGUGAGGAGGGGGUUGCUCUGGGGGCGACCUCGGGCGAAGCAGGAGCGGGGCGGCGGUCCCAGCUAGCUAUAGCCCCUGGUCCUGAUGACACGGAACCGCUCACGCGGGCCGAGAUGGGGGGAGGGGUGCGAACCGCUGAGGCAGCGGACGAGGGUUGCGGGGGCUCUUUGGCGACUUUCUUGCGCUCUUAAGUGGAUGCCUCGCCACACCCUGGUGGGGCCCAAGGGAGAGACCCUGUCAUCCCCAGGCUUUCUCCCACCAGUGUCCUUACACGGAGCCCGGAGUCGGAGAAGGGUGGACUCUGAUAGGUUUCGCUGAGAGCCCGUCUGACAUCCCUUCUAGGGUCCCUCUCUGAAUUGGUCCCGCUGCUGACCAGGAGCGGCCUCCUGCCGCUGAGCGGAGUCCACCUCUUUAGGGUUGCUUAGCAUCGUCCUCCCGCGGGAGGACAGUGAAGGUGCCAGGUUCAGGGCAAAGUGGGAUCUGUUCUUUCUCCACUUCUAAGACCCUGCUCCCUGCCCCAGAUAGGAGAGGAGAAGAUUGGGCAGGGAGUGGGGAGAGAGAACCACCUUGGAGCCACCUCUGCGCGGGGCCGAGUCGAGCGGGCUAGUACCUUGGUGCCCUUGGGCCGCCCCGGACUGCAGGCCUGAGCGCCGUUUCUAUUUGCAGCAGCCGGUGCUCCCUCCCAGGCCGUCGCGACUUUCUCACCUCCCGCGGCUGCCUGGGAGAUUUUUCCGAUGGAAGCCUGCCCUUCCGCGCCCUACUUUAAUAAAAGCUUGGAGGAAGGGCAGGGAAUUCCUCUCAGGCUCAAGUUACACUUGCUGUGCCUUCUUUCCCUAGCCUGGCCUAGCAGGAGGCCAGAUGGGAGCCCAGCCCACCUCGGUCUGGCUGCCCCCUCCCCCCAUUCAUGCAACCGACAGGGGCUGUUGGGGGCUUCUGCUGGUGGGGAUUGCCCCUCCCUUAGCUUUUGACCCAGGUACUGAGAAGAAAGUACUAUUAGGGCUUACCUGCCAACCUGGAGUACAGUACCAAAGAAUUUCAAGUCAUGGACCCACCCUUGAGGAGUUGCAAUCUACUUAGGAAUGGCAUUGCCACACGGGAGCAAUUCUGGACCAAGCUGGGAUUUGGUGGCCGUGCAUUAUCCUGUUGCCCUCGUGGGAAUGGAAGGAAUUGCCUGGGAAGACCCGACUCAGCCUCCAAUAGCAGGAUGGAUGGAUGAAAACCUGGGUACCAGCCAUGACCCAGCUCUCAGAGAUGCCCCACAUCCUACUACCAUCGGAGGGUAGAUCAUGGAGGCCAGAAUCUAGAACUGGCUGCGGCUCUAUGGCUACCUGCCCCAGCCCAGCCGCCACAUGUCCACCAUGCGCUCUGCCCAGAUCCUGGCCUCGGCCCUCGCAGAGAUGCAGCGCUUCUACGGGAUCCCUGUCACUGGUGUGCUUGAUGAAGAGACCAAGGCGUGGAUGAAACGGCCCCGCUGUGGGGUGCCAGACCAGUUCGGGGUACGCGUGAAAGCCAAUCUGCGGCGCCGGAAGCGUUACGCCCUCACUGGGAGGAAGUGGAGCAACCACCAUCUGACCUUCAGCAUUCAGAACUACACAGAGAAGCUGGGCUGGUACCACUCGAUGGAGGCGGUGCGCAGGGCCUUCCGCGUGUGGGAGCAGGCCACGCCCCUGGUCUUCCAGGAGGUGCCCUAUGAGGACAUCCGGCUGCGGCGGCAGAAGGAAGCCGACAUCAUGGUACUCUUUGCCUCUGGCUUCCACGGGGACAGCUCGCCGUUUGACGGCACGGGAGGCUUUUUGGCUCACGCUUAUUUCCCUGGCCCUGGCUUGGGCGGAGACACCCAUUUUGACGCAGAUGAGCCCUGGACCUUCUCCAGCACCGACCUGCAUGGGAAUAGCCUCUUCCUGGUGGCAGUGCAUGAACUGGGCCAUGCACUGGGGCUGGAGCACUCCAGCAACCCCAGUGCCAUCAUGGCACCAUUCUACCAGUGGAUGGACACUGACAACUUCCAGCUUCCUGAGGACGACCUCCGGGGCAUCCAGCAGCUUUAUGGCUCCCCAGAUGGUCAACCGCAGCCCACCCGGCCUCUCCCCACUGUGACACCCCGGCGACCAGGCCGGCCAGACCACCGGCCCCCCCGGCCACCCCAGCCACCACCCCCAGGCGGGAAGCCAGAACGGCCCCCAAAGCCGGGUCCCCCAGCCCAGCCCCGAGCCACAGAACGGCCUGACCAGUAUGGCCCCAAUAUCUGCGAUGGGAACUUUGACACAGUGGCCAUGCUUCGCGGGGAGAUGUUCGUGUUCAAGGGCCGCUGGUUCUGGCGUGUCCGGCACAACCGCGUCCUGGACAACUAUCCCAUGCCCAUUGGGCACUUCUGGCGUGGUCUGCCUGGGGACAUCAGUGCUGCCUAUGAGCGCCAGGAUGGCCGUUUUGUCUUUUUCAAAGGUGACCACUACUGGCUGUUCCGAGAAGCGAACCUGGAGCCUGGCUACCCCCAGCCGCUGACCAGCUACGGCCUGGGCAUCCCAUACGACCGCAUCGACACGGCCAUCUGGUGGGAGCCCACGGGUCAUACCUUUUUCUUCCAAGAGGACAGGUACUGGCGCUUCAAUGAGGAGACGCAGCGCGGAGACCCCGGCUACCCCAAGCCCAUCAGUGUCUGGCAGGGAGUCCCUGCCUCCCCCAAAGGGGCUUUCCUGAGCAAUGAUGCAGCCUACACCUACUUCUACAAGGGCACCAAAUACUGGAAAUUUGACAACGAGCGUCUGCGGAUGGAGCCCGGCUACCCCAAGUCUAUCCUGCGGGACUUCAUGGGCUGCCAGGAGCACGUGGAACCAGGCCACCGAUGGCCUGACGUGGCCCGUCCACCCUUCAACCCCGAUGGGGGUGCAGAGCCCGGGGUGGACAGUGAUGGCGCCAAUGGUGAUGCGGAAGGCGGCGAAGGGGACUUUGGGGUGGGGGCAGAUGGAAACAGGGACAGGGAUGGGGGCAGCCGCGUAGUGGUGCAGAUGGAGGAGGUGGUGCGGACAGUGAACGUGGUGAUGGUUCUGGUGCCGCUGCUGCUGCUGCUCUGCGUCCUGGGCCUCACCUAUGCACUGGUGCACAUGCAGCGCAAGGGCGCGCCCCGCGUGCUGCUCUACUGCAAGCGCUCCCUGCAGGAGUGGGUCUGACGCCCACCCCGCCCUCCUGUCCUCACGGUGCUCGGGGGUCUAUGGUUCUGUGGUGGCUCCAGGGGCUCCUUCCAGCCCUCAAACAUCCCAGCAGUCCUGUCCUCCUUAUUUAUGUUUUUUUUAACACCUUACGUGAGCAUUUGUUUUGCUUUCCUAACCAGGGCAGGGUGUUUAGAGUUUUCUAAAUGCAGUUCUGCUCUGGAUAAGGAAUAAGGUCCCCCAUCCACCCACCACAGCCACAGGAGCACAGGGGUAGAGACCUACCUUGGAGCAUGGGCUGGCUUCUCCUCAGCCUGAGCCCUAGGAUCAUAACCAUGACCCUGUUUGCCCAGUCACAGACUGGCCAGCCCAGCUGGGUCCCCACCGUCCUGCGUCUGGCCUUAGGAAGAGCUUUUCACCCAGGGGCAACCCCAGGCCAGAGGAGAGAGUAGAGGGAGGUGGGCUACUGGCCUCUGCCUUGAGUUGAGGCUUGGUUCCUUCCCAGCCCACCUUGAUAGCUCCAGCAACCCUGAGAAGCCCACCCAUCCUGGCCUGUGGCAGCCUCCAGUUCCCACAUGCCGUUUGGGCCCCCUUUAGCUCUCUGGAGAAGGGGCCCUGGGUCUGCCUUACCAAGGACCAAAGGGAGUCUGCCAAUGCCCUUCCCCCAAGGGUAGCACUGGCCUUGCCCUAGCAGAAACCAAGAGUGGAGUCUUCCCUCCUGCUCCCUGUCCCCCAGGGGACUGGGAGCAGAGACACUGGUGGGGCCGGGCCAGCAGCUCCCCUCAGCCCCUCAUGCAGACUGUUCACCCCCCAAGGAGCCCAUUGUGGCCAAGGAGGCUCUCCUCCUGCUGGGCUCAGCCCUGAGGGCGGGGAUGCUUCCUUCCUCAUUUUCCUUCCCCAAACAAGCAGGAAGCUGAGGCUGCUGUGGGAAAUGGUACUGUACAGCCGGCUCUGUCUCCCCUGCUCUUCCACAACCCUGAGCAAGUGGGGUGCCUGAGAGGACAGGGGAUUCUGCCGGCCUCUCUUCAAGUGGUGGCUUCUUGUGGGCUGGCACCAAGUUGGGUCCAGCAUCUCUCCCCCAUCUCUGUAGGACCAGAGAGCCAGCCGCAGGGUGGGGGUGGGGUUCAGUGUCCACCCACAUACAUUUUUUUCUGUAAAUAAUUUGCACUGAUUAAAGUGUACAGGCAGCGAGUGUGGCCUCAUUUGUAAGAGGCCUUGGGCUGGAGCUUACAGUUGGAAGGGCCUGCAGGUGGCAGGGGUGCACACAGGAUUGGGGACUUGCCCUUAACGCCAGGGAGACCUUUGGUUCCCAGUACUGUGGGAGGUCCUUUCCAAUGGCCUUUGGAAACAAGGCCCCAGAAGGGGCUGAGCUGCUCCCAAUAGGCCAGAGGAGGGGGAGGCAGGAGACCUGGGCUCACCCUGCCGGGGUGGGGCAGGGAAGGCGUGUGGAAUUUGUUUGCCAUCCAUUUGUGCUGAGAAAGGACAACCCAGCUUCCCACACACCCUCUACUUCGAGGAGGGCAGAAAGAACCAGGCCAGGCCCGCCAACCCUCCCACUGACUCAGGCUGGGUCCUGGGCAGCCUGAAAACCCACCCUGGACAGGUGCCCAGAGCUGGGCACAAAGAGAUGGAAAACAGUGCCACUUUGGUUCCAAAAGUUCCCCUCACCGCAUACUGCUCAGAGAGGGAGGGGAUACCCAAGACCCGCCCUCCCUCCCUGAGAAGACUGCCAGGCCUGUGCAGGGUGCAGAUGAGACCCCAGAAGAACAGGGACUGAGGCAGUGGCUGUCCCUUGGGUCUGGGUGUGGCUAAUGAGGUGGGAGGUAUAGCUUAGCCCACAAGUCCUUGCUGUCAGCCACGCCUAUUUGGUACUAGCCUGGGCCCCCAGGAAUGCAAUGAUCCAC